Molecule: messenger RNA, 663 nt
Organism: Australozyma saopauloensis
Lineage: Eukaryota; Fungi; Ascomycota; Pichiomycetes; Serinales; Metschnikowiaceae
Gene: CLC1
Product: Clc1p
Exons: 1
Coding region: 1-663 (220 amino acids)
Biological process (GO): intracellular protein transport; clathrin-dependent endocytosis
Cellular component (GO): clathrin coat of coated pit; plasma membrane; clathrin coat of trans-Golgi network vesicle
Molecular function (GO): structural molecule activity; clathrin heavy chain binding
Source: RefSeq, a predicted model, not a curated record
AUGGCAGACAAAUUCCCUGAGAUUGACGUCGCGUCCGAGCCCCAGGAAUUGGAAGGCGACUUUUUCAGCAGAGAGGCUGAACUUGUAGGCGAUGAGUUCAAAACCGACGAAGAUAAAGCUGUUUUGGCAGAAAGCGAGCCAGAAGACAACGAAAUCCAGGAAUUCAAAGAGAACUUUCCGGAAGUUGGCGAGGGUGCCGAUGGUGCCAACCAGAUUGUAGCAAAUGGUGAAGAGGAUGAUGAAGACGAUGAAUUCGAAGGUUUCCUGUCACAACCAGCAUCUUCCAACAAUGCCGAGGAGUCACAGCCAUUGAAAGAGUGGGCGCAACGUCGUCAAUUGGAGAUCGAGGAGCGCGACAAUGUCAGUGCCAAGAAAAAGAAGGAGAUUAUCGCUGCCGCUGAGCAGAGUAUUGAUGACUUCUAUGACAACUACAACAGUAAAAAGGAACAACUGGCCGAGCAAGUGUUGAAGGAGCAGACGGAGUUCUUGGAGAAGCGCGAUGGCUUCUUGUCGCGUGGUACUUUGUGGGAUCGCGUGAACGAAAUAAUAGACGAAGUGGGUGACUUGGAGCUUGAGGGCCGUGACAAAUCCCGCUUCAAAGGCUUGUUGACCAAGUUGAAGGGAAAGGAGAAUGUUCCCGGUGCUGGAGGUUACACUAGCUGA